Fusarium sp. VM40 is the source of this 2490-nucleotide messenger RNA. The record is from the annotation of a GenBank genome assembly. NCBI's taxonomy places the organism in Eukaryota, Fungi, Ascomycota, Sordariomycetes, Hypocreales, Nectriaceae.
AUGGGAUAUGGCUCCAACCAGGGAGCGGACCCUGGCGAUGGCGAGAGAGGUUAUAGGAGGAAGCGGUUAGCUGCCAUGGCUGGCAAUCUAUACAGGAGCGGCCAAGCUGCGGUUUCCGAGAUCAAGGAAUCAUAUGCCCAGACUAGGGCAGGACCUGCGGCUGCAGGACACGAGAACCAUGGACGUAUACACAUCCCAGGUGCGUUUCCUGAUGUCGUAAUUACCGUCAGAGGCGAUGAUCAGAUGGUGCUAUUUCCAUCAUACGCAAAACAGCACACCAAGCAAGAUUGGAACGAGGUGGUAAAGGACGACUCAGAUUCUUCGCAUAGUAGUACCAAAGACGAAGACUUUUGGCGUCAAGAAUGGGAACGAAACGAGGACGAAAGGGCUAUUGUUGACGUUGACGUCCGUGGAUGGAUUUAUACUCCUCACACAGGCCCCAUGACAAGGAGAAACAGAUUCCUGAUCGGUUUGGCACGGCAAUUGAGUGGAAUCCCAGCCCCCAGAGCAGACCAGACUUAUAAUUCGGCGACUGGUCUCCCGCACUCGAGCCUUCAAGCACGCGAGGAGCAGAAGGAACAAGAAAAGAUCAACUCCGAAGCCAAGCGCAUAGAACGAAUAGGACAACGCGAGAAGAAGGCUGCCUACCAGGGACGCUACAGUGAGAAGACGCCUGAAAUCGAUGAUCCUCUGAAGGAUAGUACCUACUAUCCUUCUCGAUCAGGGAAUCAAUCUCCAGAUUCAAUACCAUCAAGCCCGACAAUGCCAGCUAGAACUAUGUCAUCGAGCACUGCCGACCUUAGUGAGAGCGAUCUAGUUCUCGCCAACGCCAACCUCAUGGCUCGAAUUGCCCCUUUCAUGACGAACCCUUCGGUUGCCCUUCCGAUCACCUUCUUCUUCUACAACCGUGACAAGUCUCAAUCCAAGACCGUCAUGACUAACGACGCGGGUCAUUUCGUUAUUCGUGCUGCUCUCGACUUUGUUCCGACCCAUGUUCGAGUUCUCGCAGAUGAAGGUCUCUCGGUUAUUCAAGAGAUCAAGGUCAUCGAGCCAUAUGGAGUUAGUCUUAUCAGUGAUAUUGACGACACAGUCAAGAAAUCCAAUAUUUCUGCAGGAGCCAAAGAGAUAUUCCGCAACACUUUUAUCCGAGAUCUCUCUGAUCUCUCUGUGGAAGGUGUCAAGGAGUGGUAUAAUCGAAUGGUUGAUAUGGGCGUCAGCAUCCACUACUGUUCCAACAGCCCAUGGCAGCUUUUCCCGGUCCUGGCUAGCUUUUUCAAGAUUCAUGGACUGCCGCCUGGAUCACUUCAUCUGAAGCAAUACAGCGGUAUGUUGCAGGGUAUCUUCGAACCAGUCGCUGAGCGAAAGAAGUCAACACUUACUCGACUCCUAAAAGACUUCCCCGAGCGAAUGUUCAUUCUCGUGGGUGACAGUGGAGAAGCAGAUUUGGAGGUUUACACUGAGCUCGCUCUGACGAAUCCUGGUCGUAUCCUCGCUGUGUUUAUUCGGGAUGUCACGACGCCUGAAGAAACAGCAUACUUCAGUUCUGGGUUUGAUUUCAACCGGCCAAGGACCUCGGCCGCCCAAAACGAUGCUUCAAGAAAUGUUUCAAGAAAACCUUCCUAUCAGAACAUGGGGUCUGGUGAAAAUCGAGAAAUGAAGUCAUCAGCAGGUCCAGCUAUGGGAGACUUGAUCGACCUUUCAAAUGAGCCCGGACAAACAACGAUCGAUCGCAACGCAGCACUUGCUCAAGUCCGAGGCUCCAACACAAGAAGUGCAAGCACAAACGAUCUCAUAAGUGGACGUAAGCCACCACCACCUAGGCCGGCGAAGCCAGUUGCACUGAGAAGUGCCAAGUCAAUCACGGAACUGAAUAAGGGACUUGUUCGACAGAACUCUGAUGAGCUCCCACCGCCGCCUCCGCCAAGAAGGCCUGGGGUGCAACCUCGAGAGCAUACAGCACCAGUUCACCCCUUGAAGCAAAUUCACAACUCCUCUGAGCAGAGCUCGGUUGGCAGUGGUAGCAGCUUCAAGAUUCCAGCUCAAUCUCGUGAUAGAGGUUCUUCCUCUCCAGGAAAUGUUCCUCCGCCACCUCCACCACGUCGGCGUGGUACGCCAUCCAGUAUCACCGAACCGAGCCAAAACCCUCGCCUUCCACCACGUCCCACACAGACAUUGGCUGAUCGGGACGUAGACUAUGAUCCUCUACCUUCACCAUCAGCAUAUCCCCCUCAAUCAUUUGGUUCCGCAGGAUCACUCUACAGGCCAGAGACCAACGCAUCAGCAGCAGGCUCACCGACACUGGGCCCCGCGGUAGUGAACAAGAAGUUAGAAUUAUGGAAGAGGAGAUUAGCAAGAGCACAUGAACAGUUGGACGGGCUAGGUGUGGCCCUGUACACGUGGCGACGAGGAAACGAUGUCAUUGCCGAGGCAGAGGGAAUUGUAAAACGGACCCUCGCGGACAUGGAGAAGAAGAGAAGGAUGAAACAAUAG